AUGCUCUGCCUGGCCCUCCUCACAGCUGCGGCCGCAGUCUCGGCUCGCGUGCUCGACAGCGUCCCGGCCGUCCCCCAGGGAUGGUCCAAGGCCUCGGCUGCCCUGCCCACCGACAAGCUCGCCCUCAAGAUCGGCCUCAAGCAGCAGCAUGCCGCCGCCCUCGAGCAGGCCGUCCUGGCCGUCUCCUCCCCGGGCAGCCCCAGCUACGGCAAGCACCUGACCCGCGAGGAGCUCCGUUCCUACGUGGCCCCCGCCGAGCAGUCCGUCGCCGACGUCACCGCCUGGCUCGCAAAGUAUGACAUCGUCCCCGCCGUCGACAACGACUGGAUCACCAUCUCCACCGACGUCAAGACCGCCAACGCCAUGCUGGACGCCGACUUCGGCUGGUACGAGUACGAGGAGGGCGGCGGCCUCAAGCUGCGCACCCUCAGCUACGGCGUCCCGGACGAGAUCGCCCAGCACGUCGACCUGAUCCAGCCAACGACGAGGUUCGGCCAGCUGGGCUCCAAGAGGUCGACCAUCUUCGACAUUGUGAUCGCCGAGGAGGACGACGACGUGGCCGCCCUCAACCAGAACGUCGCUGCGUCUCCCGCGGCCGCUGCUGCCCCUUGCACCACCACCGUCACUCCCCAGUGCCUCAAGGCCCAGUACAACAUCGGCUACACGCCCGACACCGAGGGGAACCUGAUCGCCUUCGCGUCGUACCUCGAGCAGUAUGCGCGGUAUGCCGACUUGGAGCAGUUCACGACCCAGGUGCUUCCCGAGGCUGCUGGCCAGAACUUCUCCGUCACGACCGUUAACGGUGGUCUCAAUGACCAGAACAGCUCUGAUGAUUCUGGCGAGGCAAACCUGGACCUGCACACCGGCGGACGUGGCCCUCUCAUCCCGACCCUGGACAACAAGUUCCCCAGCACCAACGAGCCCUACCUGGAUUUCCUCACCUUCCUGCUGGGCCAGGACGACGCCGAGCUGCCGCAGACGCUGACGACCUCGUACGGCGAGGAGGAGCAGUCCGUGCCGGAGGAGUACGCCCUCAAGGUGUGCAACCUGUUCAUGCAGCUCGGCGCGCGCGGCGUCUCCGUGCUCUUCAGCAGCGGCGACUCGGGCCCGGGCGGGUCAUGCAAGUCCAACGUCGACAACACCACGACCACCUUCCUGCCGACCUUCCCUGCGGGGUGCCCGUGGGUGACGGCCGUGGGCGCGACGACGGGGUCCGCCCCCGAGAUGGGAGUGUCCUUCUCGUCGGGCGGCUUCAGCAUCUACCACGCCCGGCCCGAGUGGCAGGCCGACGCCGUGCCCGCGUACCUGGGCUCCAUCGGCGGGACCUACGAGGGCCUGUUCAACGCAUCCGGCCGCGGCAUCCCGGACGUCGCCGCCCAGGGCCAGUCGUUCGUCAUCUACGACAAGGGCCGCCGCUCCCUGCUGUCCGGCACCUCGGCGUCCUCGCCGGCCUUUGCUGGUGUGAUUGCCCUGCUCAACGCCGCGCGCAAGUCCCAGGGCAGCGCGCCGCUCGGGUUCCUCAACCCCUGGCUGUACAACAACUCGGCCGCGCUCCUGGACAUCACGGCUGGCUUCUCGAGCGGCUGCCAGAAUGCCGGCGGUGGCCUGCCUGCGUCCGGGGCGAGGUGGAACAGCACGGCUGGCUGGGACCCCGUCACGGGUCUCGGGACGCCGCUGUUCGAUAAGCUGUUGGAGGCUGCUGCGCCUGGGGUUGCGAAUGAGUAG
Messenger RNA from Diaporthe citri, 1725 nucleotides. RefSeq lists its product as uncharacterized. Gene Ontology annotation, biological process: proteolysis. Bases 1 to 1725 code for a protein of 574 amino acids. Gene Ontology annotation, molecular function: tripeptidyl-peptidase activity; serine-type endopeptidase activity. Lineage: Eukaryota; Fungi; Ascomycota; Sordariomycetes; Diaporthales; Diaporthaceae. The record is from RefSeq and is a predicted model, not a curated record. The transcript has 3 exons.